This is a messenger RNA of Fonticula alba, 706 nucleotides long. RefSeq lists its product as hypothetical. Gene Ontology annotation, biological process: tRNA methylation; rRNA (guanine-N7)-methylation; peptidyl-glutamine methylation. The transcript is spliced from 3 exons. Bases 71 to 571 code for a protein of 166 amino acids. The record is from RefSeq and is a predicted model, not a curated record. Lineage: Eukaryota; Rotosphaerida; Fonticulaceae. Gene Ontology annotation, molecular function: protein heterodimerization activity.
CUCCCCCGCUUCUGUGUUCCCCUCCCCCGGUUUGCCCUCUUGCCGUGCUCCUCCCCUUUCUCCCUCCACCAUGCGUCUGCUCGCCCACAACCUGAUGUGCUCCCACGUGCGUGGCGUCAAGAACGGCUACCCGCUCGGGCUUGCCGCCACCGAGGUGCGCUUCCUUGACGAAGUGGCCGAGAAGGCCAUCGCCGAGCAGAUGGCCGAGGACUCGGACGCCAGUGAUGGCGAGUACGGCCUGCCGGAGUACAAUGACGAUGUCAUGGCCAACAUCUGGCCCAAGGUCGUCUACUCGGUCCUGCACCAGGCUGCCUCUGCUCUUGGCCACGCUGAGGGCCUUCCCCCCCCGAAGGUCGCCGUGAGCCCCUCGAUGGGCGUCGAUGCGGCCACCGUGGCUUCCAGCUCGAACCCCGAUCUGGCUUCCCUCACCGAGCAGGAGCGCAAGACCAUUUACCGUAUCCUCUUCUAUCUCGACGUUGUCGAGGGGUCUCUCACCUGCCCGGAGUCUGGCCGUGUCUUCCCGAUUGUCAAGUCCAUCCCCAACAUGCUCCUCGAUGAGGAUGAGGUCUAGGGGCCGUUCAUGUGCCCGCCUCCCGCCCUCGGUCCUUUGCUCGGUGGCUGGACGCCGGGUGCUGGGACAGGGGGACGCCCGUCAGGAGGGUCUCUCCCUUCUUCUUUUCCUUCGCUCUCUCUCUCUCUCUCUCUC